CGAAUUUACUGUAUUGGAGAGAGCACACUGUGGUGGAGAGAAAGGUGUUUUCAGUUGCCUAUGUAGCAGAGUCUGUGCGUGCGUGUAGUGUUUGUGAUUGCGCAUGAGAGAGAGAGAGAGAGAGAGAGAGAGAGAGAGAGAGACACACAACUGUUUUUGGUGUGGCUUGAGGUAGAGAGCGCGUGAGUAAGAAGAGUGUGAGGGCGGGAAAACACUCGGGAUUCCUUAAAAGUCGAUUUCCGACUGGUGCAUUUCAAGUUGCAGAUGCUGACAGAUGCGCUCAAAGACAGUAUCAGUAUCGAGGAAACACUGGUGAAGUGUGAUAGUAUGACUCUGUCCAGUGCCCCGCCUUUACGCAGAGGAAGUACCCCUCUGCCAAUCAAACACCAGCUCAGACGGGAAGAAGCAGUUCAUGAUGAUUGUGAUUGGACAUCAGGGUUGGCUGGACCUUCUCCUCCUCCAAUCAGUUUCAGCCUGGUGAAGGAUGAGACCAUCACCUCAGUGGUAGAGGGGAGACCCCCCUCUGAAGGGCCCUUUCGAAUUGCCCUGCUUGGUCAGAAUGGGGUGGGCAAGUCAUGCCUUGCUAUCGCCUUGGCUGGGGAUUUGGAUCGAACUGCAUCUGUGGAUUCUGAAGGGGAGGGCUAUGUGCACACUGUUACCGUGGACGACGAGGACUGCACCAUCCUUAUCUACGACAACUGGAGGCAGGACCUGUCUGAUCUCCAGUGUGAGGUGUGUGUCCUGGUGUUCUCUGUGACGGACAGGCGGAGUUUCCACCGCACCGCCCAACUCCGCCUCCUCCUCAGGGAGACGCAACCGCAAACUCCCAUCAUCCUCGUGGGCAACAAGAGCGACCUGGUCCGUUCACGUGAGGUCAGCACUCAAGAGGCCCUCACCAGCGCUUCUCUGUUUGACUGUCUAUAUGUAGAGAUGUCAGCUUCUCUGGAUCAUCGCACGGCAGAGCUCCUGGAGUAUGCUGUGAGGUUAGCCAGGGGCCUCAGCCCGGUGCCUCCAGGGGCCUGUGGGCAUGACAUGGCUGGCGGCCGGGAGAGCAUCACCCACCGUGCCAAGCGUUUCCUCACUAGCCUGGUCCCACGCUACCCCCGCGAGAGGGAACGAGACGGGGGCAAGUUCUUUAGACAAAAGUCCCGGUCCUGCCAUGACCUGGGUGCCCUGUGAUCAGGGAUGAUGGAAGGGAUAGAAAGAGAGGGGGGUGGCUAGAAAGAGAGAGGGGUGGCUAGAAAGAGAGAGGGGUGGCUAGAAAGAGAGGGGUGGCUAGAAGGAGAGAGGGGUGGCUAGAAAGAGAGGGGUGGCUAGAAAGAGAGAGGGGUCGCCAGAAAUAGAGAGUUGUGGCUAGAAAGAGAGAGGGGUGGCUAGAAAGAGAGAGGGGUGGCUAGAAAGAGAGGGGUGGCUAGAAAGAGAGAGGGGUCGCCAGAAAUAGAGAGUUGUGGCUAGAAAGAGAGAGGGGUGGCUAGAAAGAGAGAGGGGUGGCUAGAAAGAGAGCAAGAGGGAAAUAAGAUGUAAGUAAUUGCAAAAUAGAGAUGGAUUCGAAGAGGUAAAUUAUGGUGAUGAGAAAAGUGAGUGUCAGUGUGUGAGUGUAAAAGUGAGUGAUGGGAAGAGGAUACAGUUGUGGGGGAUGACACAUGCAUAAAGUGGAGAAGAGCAGGAAGAGAGAAUGGCAUUAAAGAAGAGAUGGAUGUAUCUGGGUUUAUUCAUGUAAAAAUGUUGUACUAGACAACCAUAGGUGAUAGAAAACCAUUCAUUAGCUGUUGAACACAUGUAAAUACAACACAAAGCAUCAUACUGUAGUGGUGGGAUUGAUUAUCCACUUCUAUUCCCAUGUGAUUUCAUUGAGGAUCAAAUAAAAUAGUUAUAGAAGUCAUGAGAAAGGAAGGUGACUCUUUUUAUCUA
Messenger RNA from Salmo salar (Atlantic salmon), 1911 nucleotides. Its product is annotated as GTP-binding protein REM 2. Gene Ontology annotation, molecular function: GTP binding; GTPase activity; calcium channel regulator activity. The record is from RefSeq and is a predicted model, not a curated record. Gene Ontology annotation, cellular component: plasma membrane. Lineage: Eukaryota; Metazoa; Chordata; Actinopteri; Salmoniformes; Salmonidae.